UACAUUCCACACCUCAGCAAAAAAAAACUAUGGGAGACACACACUGGGAACCACUGCUUGUUAGAAAAACUAGUGGCUCGGAUGAAGAAGAAGAGGAAGAAGAGGACGAAGUUGUGUUCGAGAGAGGCGGGCGCGAUGGAAUUCGCCACAGCAGCUGCAGUUCUGUGAAACUCUCUCAUGCAGAAGCGAUCGAAGAGUCCGGCUUCGGGCUGUUCCACGGUCUCCUGCUCGUGGUAUGCGGCUGGGCAAACGCCAGCGACGCCGUGGAGAUACUGUGCGUGUCGUUUCUGCUGCCCACGGCCCGCUGUGACCUGCAGCUGAGCUCCUCUGACAUGGGGAUCCUGAUGGCGAGUCUGUUCCUCGGCAUGAUGGUCGGAGGCUAUACGUGGGGCUACCUCGCCGACACACGCGGACGCAGGAAGGUGCUGGUGGCGUCCCUGGCGGUGAACGGUGUUUUCGGGGCGUUGGCCAGCCUGGCUCCGCGCUUCUGGCUCUUCCUGCUGCUGCGAUUGGUCAGCGGGUUCGGUGUGGGCGGGUCCAUACCGGUCAUCUUCUCCUACUUCUCUGAGUUCCAACCGAGGCAGAGGAGGGGGGCCAUGGUGAGCGCUCUCGCCACCUUCUGGAUGGCAGGUAACAUCCUGGCGGCGGGUUUAGCUUGGGGGGUCAUACCCAACACCCGUCUCCUGAGUCUGCAGCUGCCGAGGGGGCUCGUCUUCCAGAGCUGGCGGCUCUUUAUGGUGCUGUGUGCCGUGCCCAGUCUCUCCUCUGCGCUGCUCUUCAUGCUGGUGAUGCCCGAGAGCCCAAAGUUCCUCAUCGAGGCCGGACGACACGCAGAGGCCCUCCGAGUCUUCAGGACCAUGUUCCAGCUCAACCACCGCGGAGUAACGAAACCCUUCCCCAUGGCCGGCCUUCUCAACAGCCUGGAGAGUCGCCACGGCAACAGCAGUAGCAGCAGCGCCACAGCGUCGUCUCCUCGCCACACACACACUCCGUCUACGUCUACGUCUUCGUCUCGCUCCUCGGCGUCGUCUCGGGCCGCGGUGGCGAUGAUGUGUGAGUGCGUCAGAAAGGGCGUGGCUCCCAUCAGGCAACUGUUCAGCGGGUCGUUGUCGUCGCGCAGCACGGCGCUCACCGUCGUCUUCUACUGUCUCUCGUUCGGCUACUACGGCCUCUGGAUGUGGUUCCCCGAACUCUUCAAGAGGGCGGAGGAGGACGGGGGGUCCCCCUGCCAUGGCAACCUCAACGCCACGACGACCACGACGACGACGCACCUGGAGACCAACGACAGCUGCUACCCCGUCAAGACGGCGGUCUACAUGGAGGGUUUCGUGACGGCGUUGGCUAAUCUGCCCGGUAACAUCUUCAGCGUCAUGGUGAUGGACCGAGUGGGGGGGCGGGCUCUGCUCUCCUCCAGCCUGCUCCUCUCCUCCGCAUCAGUCUUCUUCAUCUGGGAGGUGAAGACUAAGACCCAGAGCUUGGUGAUGUGCUGCGUCUUCAGCGGCGUCGUGUCGGUGGUGGCCUGGAACGCGCUGGACGUGCUGGGCACGGAGCUGUACCCGACGCGGCUGCGCUCCUCGGCGCUCGGCUUCUUCACGGGCGUGGGCCGCAUCGGGGCCAUCACGGGCAACCUGGCGUUCGGCCGGCUGCUGGACGUCAGCUGUGGGGUGCCCAUAAUGGCCGUGGCCCUGCUCCUACUGACCAGCGGACUGGUGGCACUCAGGCUGCCUAGGACCAGACAAGCGGAGCUCACCUGA
This is a messenger RNA of Engraulis encrasicolus (European anchovy), 1754 nucleotides long. RefSeq names its product synaptic vesicle glycoprotein 2 (gene sv2). Gene Ontology annotation, biological process: transmembrane transport. The record is from RefSeq and is a predicted model, not a curated record. NCBI's taxonomy places the organism in Eukaryota, Metazoa, Chordata, Actinopteri, Clupeiformes, Engraulidae. Gene Ontology annotation, molecular function: transmembrane transporter activity. Bases 30 to 1754 code for a protein of 574 amino acids. The transcript has 9 exons. Gene Ontology annotation, cellular component: membrane.